GAGCCAUGAAGAAGAGGUACCUGUUGCUGGGCCUGCUGGCCGUGGUCCUGGUGGUGGCAAUCGUCAGCCUGUGCCUCUGGCUGCCCUCAACCUCCAGGGAACCCAGCCACCAUGUGUAUCCCAAGGCAGCCGUGGCUGCAGAUGCCAAGUGCUGCUCAGAGAUUGGGAGGGAUGUGCUGCUGGACGGUGGCUCAGCUGUGGAUGCAGCCAUUGCGGCCCUGCUAUGUGUGGGGCUCAUGAACGCCCACAGCAUGGGCAUUGGAGGUGGCCUGUUCCUUACCAUCUACAACAGCACCACACGAAAAGCUGAGGUCAUCAACGCCCGCGAGGUGGCCCCUGGGCUGGCCUUCGCCAGCAUGUUCAACAGCUCGAAGCAGUCUCAGGAUGGCGGGCUGUCAGUGGCAGUUCCUGGGGAGAUUCGCGGCUACGAGCUGGCUCACCAGCGGCAUGGCCGGCUGCCCUGGGCUCGCCUCUUCCAGCCCAGCAUCCAGCUGGCCCGUCAGGGCUUCCCUGUGGGCAAGGCCUUAGCGGCAGCCCUGAAAAACAAGCAAGCUGCCAUCGAGGGGCAGCCUGCCCUAUGUGAGGUGUUCUGCCGGGAUGGGAAGGUGCUUCAGGAGGGCGAGAUGCUGACCUUGCCGCGGCUAGCCGACACCUAUGAGACGCUGGCCCGAGAGGGUGCCCAGGCCUUCUACAAUGGGAGCCUGACUGCCCAGAUUGUGAAGGACAUCCAGGAGGCUGGAGGCAUUGUGACAGUUGAGGACCUGAACAACUACCGUGCUAAACUGAUUGAACACCCACUGAACAUCACCCUUGGGGACAUGGUCCUUUACACGCCCAGCGCACCGCUCAGCGGGCCUGUGCUGUCUCUCAUCCUCAACAUCCUCAAAGGGUACAACUUCUCCCCGGAGAGCGUGGAGACCCCAGAGCAGAAGGGCCUGACCUACCACCGCAUUGUGGAGGCCUUCCGGUUCGCCUAUGCCAAGAGGACCCUACUGGGGGACCCUAAGUUUGUUGAUAUGACUAAGGUGGUCCUCAACAUGACCUCUGAGUUCUUUGCGGCCCAGCUCCGGGCCAGGAUCUCCGACGACACCACUCACCCAGCCUCCUACUAUGAGCCUGAGUACUACACACCCAACGAUGGUGGCACUGCCCACCUGUCUGUUGUUGCGGAGGAUGGCAGUGCCGUGUCUGCUACCAGCACCAUCAACCUCUACUUUGGCUCCAAGGUCCGCUCCCGGCUCAGUGGGAUCCUGUUCAAUGAUGAGAUGGAUGACUUCAGCUCUCCCAACAUCAUCAACCAGUUCGGGGUACCCCCUUCGCCUGCCAAUUUCAUCAAGCCAGGGAAGCAGCCACUCUCGUCCAUGUGCCCAACCAUCAUAGUGGACCAGGAUGGCCGGGUCCGCAUGGUGGUUGGAGCCUCCGGGGGCACACAUAUCACCACGGCCACUGCACUGGCUAUCAUUCACCACCUGUGGUUUGGCUACAACGUGAAGCAGGCCGUGGAGGAGCCCCGACUACACAACCAGCUUUUACCCAACGUCACAACACUGGAGAAAGACCUUGAUGAGGUGGUGGUUGCGGCCCUGAAAACCCGGCACCACCAAACCCAGCUUGCUUCCCCCUUCAUUGCUGUGGUGCAGGCCAUUGCCCACACUGCCCGCGGCUGGGCGGCUGCGUCGGACUCCAGGAAAGGAGGGGAGCCUGCCGGCUACUAAGUACUCAGGGUAGACAAGACUGACCAGCAACCCAGACACGAGAUGCUCGCCAGGGCCGGGGUGGCACCCUGGAGGACUUGCUUCCCCUGCCAGUGGCAGAGUAGUGCAAUAAAUUGGGGCUGCUAUGCCAGGCUCCCCAUCCUCUGGGCCUCACUGUCCUGUGU
Messenger RNA from Otolemur garnettii (small-eared galago), 1879 nucleotides. It is a transcript of the gene GGT1, whose product is annotated as gamma-glutamyltransferase 1. Gene Ontology annotation, biological process: glutathione catabolic process; peptide modification; regulation of immune system process. Gene Ontology annotation, molecular function: glutathione gamma-glutamate hydrolase. The transcript is spliced from 12 exons. Bases 6 to 1715 code for a protein of 569 amino acids. Gene Ontology annotation, cellular component: plasma membrane. NCBI's taxonomy places the organism in Eukaryota, Metazoa, Chordata, Mammalia, Primates, Galagidae. The record is from RefSeq and is a predicted model, not a curated record.